This is a messenger RNA of Nematostella vectensis (starlet sea anemone), 3149 nucleotides long. Its product is annotated as heterogeneous nuclear ribonucleoprotein U. Lineage: Eukaryota; Metazoa; Cnidaria; Anthozoa; Actiniaria; Edwardsiidae. The record is from RefSeq and is a predicted model, not a curated record. Gene Ontology annotation, molecular function: protein binding. The coding region runs from base 6 to 2687 and encodes 893 amino acids. The transcript is spliced from 11 exons.
AAAUCAUGAGUGAACUAACUCCUGCUUCUGCCAAGAAGCUGAAAGUUGCCGAGUUAAGGGCAGAGCUUACCAAACUAGGCCUCGAAACUAAAGGCACCAAGCCAAUCUUGUUGGAACGUUUACUCGGCGCCUUGAAGGAUGGCGUUGUAGAGGGAAAUGAAACGGAGGGCGGCCAGGAAGAGCUUAAUACUUCCCAGGACAGCCAGGAUGAAUCUAUGACGGCUGAAGAGACGGAUGAACCUCCAAACGAUGAGGAAAUGUCCCAGGAAAAGGCUCCGAUUGAAGAAAGUUCCAAAAACGAUGAGACCCCCGCUGUGGCUGUUGAUGAAGGCUUAAAAAAACAACCCGUAGCCGAGGAAAAAGCGGUAGAUAAUACUGCCGAAUCUGUCGCCGAAGACAAAACUGAAGCUUCAGCCGAACCUACCCCAGAGGUUAAAACCGAUGAAGGGUCAGUGGGUAAAGGCAGCGAAGAACCAGCGAAGAAAGAAGAUUCCAGUGUUGCUGUGUCGGACGAGAAAGUGAAACAGGCAGAUAAGGAGGGCAAACAAGACGAAGAAGCAAUGGACCAAACAAAUGUCGAAGCCGCGAAAACAGUAACCACCCCAACUAAAGAGGGUGAUGAAGUCAAGGAGGAGAGUGUCCCCAGGGACGAUCCUGAGAUUCCUAUUUAUCUGAGUGAUUCGAUUGAUUUUAGCACAGUGGAGCCCGAGCCUGAUGUUGAACUAGAUGACUCCCUUGUGGUCCUUGACAAAUACAACUCAGACUUGUUCCUAAAGAUAGCUCCAGAGGCUCUCAGCUUGACCAUUCUCAAGGAUGAAGGGUUCCCCUUCAUGGCUGGAGGGGUAAGGGCAACAUAUGGCGCUACUAGUGGCAAGAUAUGCUUUGAAUGCAAGCUAACAGAGACUGCUGAAGUUGAUCUCCCUGACACUGAGGAACCAAAACACUUUGUCAGAGUUGGUUGGUCUUCUGACUCUGCUAACCUCCAAUUGGGUGAAGUUGCCUUGUCUUAUGGAUUCGACAGCACAGGCAAGAAAUGUACAAACAAUGAGUUCACUGAGUUUGGCCAGACCUUUACAGCUGGGGAUGUCAUCACUUGUUAUCUGGAUUUAGAAAGCAGUCCAAAGCAAAUCUCCUUCAGCAAGAAUGGUGAAGAUUUAGGCUCGGCAUUUGACUUGCCCGAGGAUGCCCAAGGGAAAGCUCUCUUUCCUCAUGUGAUGAUUAAGAACAUUGAUUGUUCAUUGAACUUUGGAACACAGGAGGAGGCAUGGUUUGCACCCAAAGAGGGAUUCCAAUUCAUACAGAAUGCCGAGAAAGAUACAUUGGAACAUGGCACAAGAGGUCCUGCAUCUAAAGAAGAAUGUGAGGUCAUCAUGAUGAUUGGCCUUCCUGCAUCUGGUAAAACCACCUGGGUUAAUAACCAUCUAAAUGAGCACCCAGACAAGAAAUAUAACAUCCUUUCUACUUACUCUGUCAUGGAGAAAAUGAAGAUUUUGGGUGCUCCCCGUAAGCAAGAUGUUGGUGGUUAUAGUAAACUGAUGGAUAAGGCCGCCAAGUCCCUCCACAGACUGUUUGAGAUUGCACCAGCAAAGAAACGAAAUUAUAUUCUAGAUCAGACCAAUGUGUACCUGGCUGCCCAAAAGAAAAAGAUGAAUCCCUUUGAGGGGUUUAACAGGAAAGCUGUGGUGUGCAUUCCUACCAUGGAGGAAUUGAACAAGAGAGUAGAAGAGCGCAAGAAAGAAGGAGUUGAGCUACCAUUCAAUGCCAUCUGUGAUAUGAAAAGGAGUUUCCGCAUCCCAACGACUGAAGAAUUCUUUGAAGAAGUCUUAUACAGUGACCAAGAGCCCCCUACCUCUAAGAAGAUUGUUGACCUGUAUCACCGUGAUGGCCAGGUUAACCGUAUUCGCACCCACAGUGGCGGCCACUCAGACCCCCCUCGCAAGCGCACCCGCUGGGAAGACAGCUUCCCACACUCUGGCAGCUAUAGAGGUCACUCCAGAGACAGGCAUGAUGACAGUCGUAAUAGUGGUGGUUACGGAGGCUACAAUCGCAGCCCCCAGCAGUAUGGUGGCCGGGGUGGUUGGCAAAAGGAUUAUCAGAGAGGUGGAAGAGGAGGAGGGGGUUAUGGUGGAGGGUACAAUGAUCGGCGUAUGCAGCAAGGAGGAUACGGAAACCGCAGUGGGGGUGGUUACAGAGGAGGAGGAGGGUAUGGAGGUGGCGGCGGCGGCUAUAGGGGUGGCGGAGGUUAUGGUGGUGGUCAUAGAGGAGGUGGAGGCUAUGGGGGUGGUGGUCACAGAGGUGGCAGUUAUAGUGGUUAUAGAGGCAGCUAUAAGAGCGGCGGCUACGGCCAAGGCAGCGGAGGCUACGGCCAAGGCAGCGGAGGCUACAACCGAAACACAGGAUAUAACACCUAUGGUAGCUAUGGCAAUCAGAAUCAACGGCAGCAGACAGCACAAGUGCAACAGUAUUCACCCACAGCCACAGCCCAGCAAGCAGCAUACUCCUCACCGCAGACGACCCAAGCCCAGCAGCAGGCAGCCUACACACAGUACUACCAGAACUACCAACAGCAGUACGGGCAGCAGUGGUCCGCCUACUACCAACAGCAGCAGCAGCAACAGCCCCAGGCGCAGCAAGGCCAGCAGACCACAUACACCCAAAACUACACUGGAUACACUGGCGGCUACUAGGGAAUUAGCCACCGAUACUGGUCGUAACAAGAAUGGACCUUGUGACUUAUGAGGAAGAAUAAUUGUUAUAAACCAAAAUGUGAAUUCAGAUGAAGAAUCACAUAACUUGUCCAUGAGACAGUUUUUUUUUUUCAGCAAUACUUGUUUAGCCAAAUAAAAGGCUAUUGUAAAUAUUUUGACCUUAAUUGGUGAGUUUUAUCAUGAUACAAACUUUUCUAUAGCUAAGCUAUUUGUACUCACAUGAAAAACAUACCUCGCAUGCAUUGUAGCAAUUUCUCAUUAGUAGAUAGUUCAACCAUUUAGCGAUCACUGCAUGUUUUUUGGGUGGUAAUGUACAUGAUUUUUUAACUGCUAAAUUAAUAACUUCAUGAAUUACUUUUCAUGCUGCCACUGAUUUGUGUGUGGUUCUGAGGCAUGUUGUGCAAAUAUCAAACGUUUUUUAAAUAAAAACAGUCCUAUCAA